AGUGCAAGCUCUAAACUUCCCCUUGCUCGUGUCGCCCACGCAACCUUGUCUUAACCAUGACGAGGAGCACGUCGGUGACAUGUCUGUGCCAAGCUUUUCUCUUGCCUCUGAAUCGCGAAUUGGAGGAAGAGAUCGGCCUUUUAGAGGCGACGAUUCCUUUUCCACUACCGAGAACCCCGACUGUAAUGGUGCCCUCGGGGGGCUCUAUGGUGGAGAGGGUGUUGGUGCUGUCACAAGCAUCAGCACUUCGCCUACCAAAGCUAACAUAGCAUUUGUGCAUUCUAGUGCUAGUGAUAAUAAUGAUAGAUUUAGUGAUAAUUUAGGAAACUGUGAAUACGUUCCCGGUGUGGGAACUUCUUCUGGAGUGACCGUGGCAUCCGGUGGCACUUUAUACCACGAUGCUAAUGGCAAAGUUGACUCUUGUCUCCACAUGGAAAUGUCCUCUAAGUCUCAAAGCGGUGCUGUACGUUUCUUCCCUUCUUCGUUUGUAAGUACCUGCCCCUUUAAUGGUUCUUCCUCGACCAUGAACUCAGGAAAUUACAAUGAAGGACCGUCAAUCAACUUCAUCCCAACCACCAAUGACGUAAUAGAAACUUCUCGUGUACAUCACGUAAAUUACGAAGCGUCUGUUGAACAAAUAGAAACGUCCUUCUUUGGACAUUCUGAGAAUAAGUUCGAUAAAACAUCAUUUUCUGAUAUUAGAAACUUAGCUUCUACUUCUGAAACCCCUGGAUGCUGUGAAAAUACUGCUUUAGAAAUCUUGCCUUUGGUCGUGGAAUCUUUGAACCGGUCUCAGCUUGCCGUCCCAGAAUUACCCCCGAGACCGGAUUCCAAUUGCUCGGCCAUGUCGGUGAGUUUCGUUUUCCCUGAUCCUCCCUCUGCGUCUGUAGAAGAUCAGUCCAGUUGCAGCCGGGAUCAAAAAUUGAUCGACUUCAUUGAGUUUAAUAACCGUAAGCUAUCGCUCUCUGAAAUAUCCAAGUCCAGUGUUGUCAAGAAAAAUAAGCCGACCUUGGCAGCUGGUGUCUCUAACGCUGAUAACUCCAUCCGUGGUAAGCAUGUGUAUAAAUUGGUUGGUAACUCUGGUAAGCUCGAGUCUGACGUGUCAACCCUCGUGAGGGAGAAAUCUCCCCACAACUCCGAAAUUAACCACUCACAGAAAAGAGGGGAAGAUACGCGAUCGAAACUUGACUCGAUUUUCUCACGAUUUUUCCCUAAAAGCAAAAACGGCAAGAAAAAAACUCAAGAUUCACGUGGUCUUCCACCAGUUUCAUCCUCCCCUUUUCUCCCUCUUCCAACUUCGCAGCAUUCGAGUUUGCACCAUCCUUCUUCUCCCUCUACAUCAUCGCAAUCUUCAAUGUGCCUGCCUUUGGACUCCAACGUCUACAACAACAACAAUAAUAACAAUAAUAACGAAGAAAAGAAUGGUGGUGCAUCGUUAUUUUCCACGUCAAAAAACAACAUUUGCAACAACAGUUACGAUGGCAACGCCAACAAAGCGUCGUGUCCCUCCAGCCGACCGGGGCCGGCGAAGCUUAGAAAGCCUUCCGUUGCCAGGUCCAGGUAUCGUAGGCGUCGCAAAAAUACUUCCAGCGUUUCAUAAAUAAAUCGAUACGCUUAUCCCUUUAUCCCUAUUUCAUUUAGUUUACAUCCUGUAUCAUUUCUUCUUGCAUUGUGUUUAGUUUCCCGCAUUGAAUAUUCAUUUUGGGAAAUAUAUAUUAAUAUUUGGAAGGAGAUUGUGUUAUCUUUGGCUGCAAUUUUUUUAUUAGACCGAAACUUUUUACGGUUUCGGAAUUGUCUGGCUUUUGUAGCUUUUUAUAUGCCUGGUGCUAUUGAAAUAAAACCUCUUUCAUAUGCCAGAAAGUCAUUGUCAAUGUAAGUGAGAAUCUCAGAUAAUUUCUGAUACGCUGUUGAGAACCAUUGGUUCGUGGGUCGAGAGUUUGGUGCACUGUGGACCAUCUUAGCCCGGGUUUUUAAGUAUUUUUUCAAGAAAAUUAUUUAAAUUCGCCGAUAUGGAAACGGCCUACACUAACCAUAUUGUUGCCUUUUCAUGUUAAUUACUCAGCAAAUAUUCCGUUUAAAAUGUCAUAUAAAUCGGUCCGAUGCUCGAAUGUAAGCAGUGAAAUUUUUGAAAGCGAUGGUUUUGUAUUCAUUUCUGAAAACCUCUUUUCAUUGUAAACUUAUUUCUUCAGAGCUUAUGGCAGAGCCUGCACUAACAUGUCAUGUCUGAACGAAUUAGGUGAUUCUGUUCAAACUGAUAUAAUUUUAUUGUGUUCUGUUUUAAAAAUCAUGAAAUGGAACAGUGCGAAUCAAGUUACCUGUUCAUGAGUUUUCGGCAAAAUUCAUGGAAAAGAAAAUCGCGUGACAAGUUUACUGUUCAUGAAUCUUGUUCGAUUGGUUUUCCAGGCAGCAGGAUGACAUUCUCAGGCCUGCCGCUUUUAUCUUCAAACUUUACAGUUAGGUCUAUUCUAUGCCUAAAGUUUGUUGUUCUACGCCCACUCUAUUCCAAGCCCAAGUCGAUUGUGAGCUCUGCACCACUUUCUCUCUGUCUACUCUCUUCUGUCCAGCUUUGCAGCACUCCACUCUAUUGUGUGCACCACUCUUUCCUUCACUCCACUCUA
Messenger RNA from Hyalella azteca, 2618 nucleotides. RefSeq names its product rho GTPase-activating protein gacF-like. The transcript has 2 exons. NCBI's taxonomy places the organism in Eukaryota, Metazoa, Arthropoda, Malacostraca, Amphipoda, Hyalellidae. The coding region runs from base 80 to 1600 and encodes 506 amino acids. The record is from RefSeq and is a predicted model, not a curated record.